Messenger RNA from Bubalus bubalis (water buffalo), 3668 nucleotides. It is a transcript of the gene PDE1A, whose product is annotated as phosphodiesterase 1A. Bases 573 to 2117 code for a protein of 514 amino acids. The transcript is spliced from 15 exons. The record is from RefSeq and is a predicted model, not a curated record. Gene Ontology annotation, biological process: signal transduction. Gene Ontology annotation, molecular function: 3',5'-cyclic-nucleotide phosphodiesterase activity. Lineage: Eukaryota; Metazoa; Chordata; Mammalia; Artiodactyla; Bovidae.
GCUUCAGCCCAUCUUUCUUCAUUAAUUUGUAUACAGUUCUUAUUUUAACAGAGCAAACUUUCUGAGGGUACUCACAUGGGACUGCUGAACCAGCUGUACAACUUUUAUUUUGAAGAAAAAAAGUUGAGCCUCUGGACGGGCUGUUUUAAAGACAGGGAGGGACUUAGCUUUUCCGAGCUUGACCAGCAUGUGGAAGGAGUGCUCUCAUGGCUGCGAUAACUUAGGGAGCUCCUACCUGGGUGCCACAGGGGUAGGAAGGUUUCUGUUUGUUUUGUUCCGUUUCCGAGGGUCCUGUGCACUUCUCUUGCCCAUGUCAACGUGACUCUUGGUGUUUUUGCACACCCUGCUCUGUGGGGGAGUGCCCCAUCGUGCCUGUCUUAUGUGGCCUCUAUGGACACAUUGCUCAGCUGGCAGAGAGCAGGGAAGUUUUCUCCCAGCACCCAAAAAGAGAAAGAGGAAACUACUUUUGCCUUCUGGGCUCCUUGCAGGACAAUAGAUCAGGAUAAGCUUCCACAUUCUCUCCCUGGAUUUCUGGAGUGGUUUCCAGGAACAAGCUAAACUUUCACCUUUAAAUGGAUGACCAUGUCACAAUCAGGAGGAAACAUCUCCAAAGACCCAUCUUUAGACUAAGAUGCUUAGUGAAGCAGCUGGAAAAAGGUGAUGUUAACGUCAUCGACUUAAAGAAGAAUAUUGAAUAUGCAGCAUCUGUGUUGGAAGCAGUUUAUAUUGAUGAAACAAGGAGACUGCUGGAUACCGAUGAUGAGCUCAGUGACAUUCAGUCGGAUUCCGUCCCAUCAGAAGUCCGGGACUGGUUGGCUUCUACCUUUACACGGAAAAUGGGGAUGAUGAAAAAGAAAUCUGAGGAAAAACCAAGAUUUCGGAGCAUUGUGCAUGUUGUUCAAGCUGGAAUUUUUGUGGAAAGAAUGUACAGAAAGUCCUAUCACAUGGUUGGCUUGGCAUAUCCAGAAGCUGUCAUAGUAACAUUAAAGGAUGUUGAUAAAUGGUCUUUUGAUGUAUUUGCCUUGAAUGAAGCAAGUGGAGAACAUAGUCUGAAGUUUAUGAUUUAUGAACUAUUCACCAGAUAUGAUCUUAUCAACCGUUUCAAGAUUCCUGUUUCUUGCCUAAUUGCCUUUGCAGAAGCUCUAGAAGUUGGUUACAGCAAGUACAAAAAUCCAUACCACAAUUUGAUUCAUGCAGCUGAUGUCACUCAAACUGUGCAUUACAUAAUGCUUCAUACAGGUAUCAUGCACUGGCUGACUGAACUGGAAAUUUUAGCAAUGGUCUUUGCCGCUGCCAUUCAUGACUAUGAGCAUACAGGGACUACAAACAAUUUUCACAUUCAGACAAGGUCAGAUGUUGCCAUUUUGUAUAAUGAUCGCUCUGUCCUUGAAAAUCAUCAUGUGAGUGCAGCUUAUCGCCUUAUGCAAGAAGAAGAAAUGAAUGUCCUGAUAAAUUUAUCCAAAGAUGACUGGAGGGAUCUUCGGAACCUAGUGAUUGAAAUGGUGUUGUCUACAGACAUGUCGGGUCACUUCCAGCAAAUUAAAAAUAUAAGAAAUAGUUUGCAGCAACCUGAAGGGCUUGACAAAGCCAAAACCAUGUCCCUGAUUCUCCAUGCAGCAGACAUCAGUCACCCAGCCAAAUCCUGGAAGCUGCACCACCGAUGGACCAUGGCCCUAAUGGAGGAGUUUUUCCUACAGGGAGAUAAAGAAGCUGAAUUAGGGCUUCCAUUUUCCCCGCUUUGCGAUCGGAAGUCAACGAUGGUGGCCCAGUCCCAAAUAGGUUUCAUUGAUUUCAUAGUAGAACCAACAUUUUCUCUUCUGACAGACUCAACAGAGAAAAUUAUUAUUCCUCUUAUAGAGGAAGACUCGAAAACCAAAACUCCUUCCUAUGGAGCAAGCAGACGAUCAAAUAUGAAAGGCACCACCAAUGAUGGAACCUACUCCCCCGACUACUCCCUUGCCAGUGUGGACCUGAAGAGCUUCAAAAACAGCCUGGUGGACAUCAUCCAGCAGAACAAAGAGAGGUGGAAAGAGUUAGCUGCUCAAGGUGAACCUGAUCCCCAUAAGAAUUCAGAUCUAGUAAAUGCCGAAGAAAAACAUGCUGAAACACAUUCAUAGGUCUGAAAUACCUUAAAGACAUCUUUCAUUCUAAAGAUGGGAGAGUGCUGUAACUACGAAACUUUCAAGCUUCUAAGUAAAAGGAAAGCAAAAACAAAAUUACAGAAAAAUAUUUUUGCAGCUCUGAGGCUAUUUAGAUUGUCCUUGUUGUUUUAAAUACAUGGGAACCAAGUGAGAAGAGGGGCUGCUCAGAAGUUGUAGUUGAAGUCCUAAGACAACAAUGAAGCAUCAGAGCCCUGACUCUGUGACCUGAUGAACUCUUCGUUGUAACUCUCAAGCUGGGAAACCACAGCGAAUCCUGUUCCCGAAAGCAGUGAACCAGCCUGCAUCCACCACUGUUAUUGCAAAGCACGAAAGCAUCACCCACGUGGGGGUCAUCACAAUGCAAGUCACACAAGACCUAUGGCCAAGAUGACAAGAACCUCCAGCCCUUGUUGGAGACACACACUAGAACUGAGAGUGGGAUUUGCCUUCUGGGGUGUUAAUCCCAUCAGGAUUUAACAAAAUAUAUUACAGGUCAAGGGAUAAGGGACAAGGUGUGUGUGUGUGUGUGUGUGCUCAAAAAUGUCUGUGAAAAUGGAAGCCCACACUCUUCUGCACAGAGAGCAUUAUUUGAUGUGAUUUAUAAUUCUACUACAAACAAACAAACUGCAGCCAUUGGAGACUGCUUCCUUGUCAUGUUUUGCCUGAGCAUGUGCAGAGCCUUGCCUUUGUUCCAAAUUGAAGAACUACCUUUAUUUGUUAUUAGCUGCCAAGAAAGGUCAAGUCCAAGUAGGUGUUGUAAUUUUCACUGUACAAACUCUUCAAUGAUUGUGAGACUAAAUGAAUUUGUUUUUGUGAAAGGUAGAAAUUAGAUGGAAAAGAUCAAGAGUAGUCAUCAAUUAAAGAAGAAAGUGAAGGUGGAUAUGUCCAUCCUAAUGAGUUUUCUGUUGCACUUGCUUCUUCCCUGGGUUCCACAAUGCUAAGCAAUAUUUUAGAAAUGGAUGCAAUCAGAAGCUUUUAAGUCUAAGUAGUGGGAUUUUAUAACUCACAACUUAGAUAUCUUUUCAUGUGUAAGCCAUAUUCUAUAUGCAUAUUAGGUAUGCAUUAUUCUAAUUUAAGAUAUAUUUGUGCAUAGACUGUGUAUAAGAUGCUUUUAAAUGUUGUGUGAAUAAGGUCCUUAGCUUUUGUUUCACCUGAAGCAUAUGUAGAACACAGAUAAAUAAUUGAAUUGUAUCGUAGAUAUUAUAAUGCAAUUGAUAUUUUAAAUGCAAGCAGUAAAGAUUGAUCUAUAAUGAUGUGUUGCAGGGAAAAUUUAUAGAUAUGUACAACAUGGUGACUUUUUGUCCUUUAACAAUGGAUUUCUUAUUUCUAUUUAUGGAGAAACUGCAAUUACUGCUUUUAAUGUCUUUUUUAAGGUAGCUAUUUACAAACUAGAAAAUAUUCUGCAUUUAAAAUAGAACCUGACUGUCUGGGAAGUCUAAUUACUAUUGUUCCUAUUUGAGCCAGUUGUCUUUCAUUAAAGGUAUAGAAUCUCUCAACAGAGAAAUAAAUUGAAACACUGCUUCUGAA